AUGUCGAAUAAGGAACCAGAAUCAGGAGACCUGCAAGACUCACUUACUGCAAUUGACUACAUCAACCAACAGGAAGAGCUCGAAAGAGAGGCUCGAACUUUGAUGCCGUUUGAUCCAAAUGAAUGCACUUAUGACUUAGGGGAAUUGAGACAACAAAUAUAUGCUUGUUUAACAUGUUCCAAAAUGAAUGACAAUCAGCCCAUUGGAGUAUGCUAUUCAUGUUCUAUUCAGUGUCAUUCGAAACACGACUUGGUUGAAUUGUUCAGCAAACGAUCAUUCUUGUGCGAUUGUGGAACCACGAGAAUGGCAAAGACGCCUAACGGAGCUUGCAGCUUGAGAAGAGCAGAUCGCAGUAAUACGGGGCCUCUAGCGGGAGCACAGAGCCGAAAAUCGAGCCAUAUUGACCUCCCUGCAGAGGAUAUACCAAGCAAUUCAAAUGCUUAUAACCAAAAUUUUCAUGGUAAGUUCUGUGCCUGUAAGCAUUUAUACGAUCCAGCCAAAGAAACUGGUACCAUGUUGCAGUGCUAUUUUGGAUUUGUCUGCGGUGAAGACUGGUUUCAUGAUAGAUGCAUUAUGGGAUUGAGUCGUGAUUAUCAUACAACCGAGGAUUCAAACAGUUUACCCGCAAUCGAUGGGAACCAAUUUCCCAUAGAAACAACUCUGAGUGAUGAGGAUUCAGACGAAGCGGAUGAUGGCUCUGCUCAAUAUCGACUAGAACACUUCCCCCAUUUGAAAACGUUUGAUGAAUUCAUUUGUUGGCAAUGCGUCUCCAAGUUUCGUAAAAAUUUCAACCAAUUGGAUCAAGAGUUUCCCGGAGUCAUUGUGGAGAAGCUACCCCGAUUCGUUGGAGUCAAGAGUUUAGACGAAUGGAAAGAAUUACAAGAAAAAGCGAAUGAACCAAGAGUGAAGCGAACGAAAACGGAAACGACAAAUGACCAGCAUGACAGUGAAGGGUACUCAAUUUUCUUAGCCCGAAACUUUAAGAAAAAGUUGCAACAUGUGUCUAAACUCGAUCAUCAAUCAAAUUUAUACCAAUUUCUUCAAAACAAUCUGUUUUUGUACGAAGAUGAUACCAUUUACAAGCCGCCUGAAGAUGAUUCCGAUGACGCAUGGUCAUCAACUGCAUCCAACACAGAGCUGUCAGCUCUUGACGCGAUACAAUCUUUACCUCGCGAUCAAGCAAUUGAAGGAAUUCAAGCAUACAACGCCAUAAAAUCCAAACUUCGAGAUUUUUUCAAACCGUUUGCAGAACAAGGUAGAGUUGUUACUGAGGAUGAGGUGAAGAAUUUCUUCGGAGAAAUGGCGACAAAGGAGAAGCCAUCAGAAUGA
This is a messenger RNA of Lodderomyces theae, 1329 nucleotides long. RefSeq lists its product as uncharacterized. Gene Ontology annotation, molecular function: ubiquitin protein ligase activity; zinc ion binding. Gene Ontology annotation, cellular component: cytoplasm. The transcript has a single exon. The record is from RefSeq and is a predicted model, not a curated record. Bases 1 to 1329 code for a protein of 442 amino acids. NCBI's taxonomy places the organism in Eukaryota, Fungi, Ascomycota, Pichiomycetes, Serinales, Debaryomycetaceae.